AUGUCGAGCAGGAGAUCUCGUUUGACGUCGAGUAGGAUCACCGUCGACGAACGGAUUGACGAUCUCGUGUCCAAACUGCACUCUGUUCUCCCUGGUCAGGGAAGGAUUCGCAGCCGUGGCAGAGUUUCGACCUUGAAGGCAUUGCAAGAGAUCUGCAGCUACAUCAGAAGCUUGCAGCUGGAGAUGGAUGACUUGAGCGAGAGGUUGUCGGAGUUGUUCGACACAAGUGAUAUAAACACUGCUCAAGCCGCCAUUAUUAGGAGCUUAAUUAAUUGUAUGAAUAGCUAAAUGAGCUAUAUAUCUAUCGAUGGAGCAA
Messenger RNA from Zingiber officinale, 316 nucleotides. RefSeq names its product transcription factor ILI6-like. The record is from RefSeq and is a predicted model, not a curated record. Gene Ontology annotation, molecular function: protein dimerization activity. Gene Ontology annotation, biological process: regulation of growth; regulation of DNA-templated transcription. The transcript is spliced from 2 exons. Lineage: Eukaryota; Viridiplantae; Streptophyta; Magnoliopsida; Zingiberales; Zingiberaceae. The coding region runs from base 1 to 288 and encodes 95 amino acids.